AACUAGUCUAUUAUUAUUACACACACUCUCAUACUUAUCUUCUCUUUACGUUUCUCAUUUCUCUCCUCUCUUUGGAAAAUAAAGAUUAUUUGAUUAAAAGAAAAAGGAGGAUGACAGAUCAAAAUCCAAGAAUCAUCGUCGAGAAGAAACCAUCUCAAGCUCGUCUCGACGAACUAAAGUUCAAGUCAUGGCCCAAGUGGGGAUGCUCACCAGGGAAAUACCAUUUGAUAUAUGAAGCAGAAGAGAUAUGUUACAUUUUGAGGGGUAGAGUUAAGGUUUACCCUAAACCACCACCAUCAUCUUCAUCAUCAGCAUCGUCAUCAUCAGUUGCAGAAGUUGAAUGGUGUGUGGAGUUUGCGGCAGGUGAUAUUGUCACUUUUCCGAAGGGACUUUCGUGUACUUGGGAUGUAUCUCAAUCUGUUGACAAACACUACAUUUUUCUCCACCAUUAAUUCUUCUUCUUAAUUAGUUGUUUUUUGUUUUUGUUUUUUUCAUUUUUCUUUUGUGAUUCUUUAUUUUUUUGUAUUUCUAACAUUUUGAUUCGUAAUUGUUGUUGUAUUCGGUGUUCUUUCUGUCGUUUAUUUCUAAUAAGAAAUAUACAUAUGUAUGUGUGCAUUAGCAA
Messenger RNA from Camelina sativa (false flax), 622 nucleotides. RefSeq lists its product as uncharacterized. NCBI's taxonomy places the organism in Eukaryota, Viridiplantae, Streptophyta, Magnoliopsida, Brassicales, Brassicaceae. The record is from RefSeq and is a predicted model, not a curated record.